This is a messenger RNA of Salvia splendens (bonfire salvia), 513 nucleotides long. RefSeq lists its product as uncharacterized. The record is from RefSeq and is a predicted model, not a curated record. Lineage: Eukaryota; Viridiplantae; Streptophyta; Magnoliopsida; Lamiales; Lamiaceae. Bases 1 to 513 code for a protein of 170 amino acids. The transcript has 2 exons.
AUGGAUGAUGAUGCUCCAAAGCGGAUUAGUAAGAGAAUGGUUCAAACAUCAAGAACUACCAUCAUUACCGUGUUUGAAACAUUUUGUCAGGUCGUCGACUUACUUACACAAGAGAUGGAAAAUCGUUUCUCUGAGGCAUCCACAGCCUUGCUAAGUUGUAUGGCAUGCCUCGAUCCAAAAAAUGAUUUCGCUGCUUUUAAUGUUCAUAAUCUUGUUCAUCUUGCUACUCUUUACCCAAGGACUUCACAUCGAUUCAACAUACUGAAUUGUUUUAAACAACUUGAAACUUUUGUUGAUGUUGUGAGAAGAGAUGCACGAUUGAAUGGUAUUGAAGAUUUGGCUAGCCUAUCUCAGAAGAUUGUUGAAACCAAGAAAGAUAAAGUUUUUCCGUUACUUGUAGCGACUGCAUCUGUUGAAAGAGUAUUUUCAGCAAUGAAAUUUGUCAAGACUGACUUGCAGAAUAGGAUGGGAGAUGAGUGGUUGAAUGACAGUUUGGUAGUACACAAUGAAUGA